AACAACGAGGCUUACAGCACUAAAAGAGUUGAGAUUCCCAUCCCAAAGCCUUCAAACAUCCUAAUGUGCUUUAUUCAUCGAUUCCAUGUCUCCCACCUUGCCUUCCCUCCCUCUCCUUGCAGUCCGUUCACAUCCCUCCCUCCGUCUGCAGGCAUGUUCACCCCCUUUUUUCCCUCCUCUACGCACAAACACGCCAGAGGAGUCAGCUAGGCUGCUCGACAAGAAGAAGAGGAGGAGAAGGAGGAGGAGAGACAAUACCCCGUCGGCAGCGUGAAGUGGAGCGUGGUGGUGUCGUCAUGGAUGUUUAGUUAGGCGAGACGCAGGAACGACAACUGUGCAGGUGGAAAGCGGUCCGUGAACGCAUCUGGAAGUUGCAAUUGUAUUUUUAAUGUUGCCCACCGAGAUACCUGGAGUGUGUUUCACCUCAAGCGACCACACUGAGGCAAGGAGAGAAGGCAUGAAAACGGAGGAGAGCCAACAGUCGUGUCUGCAGCAGCCUCCAUCUUCAACACCUUUUGUUGACUACCCUGCUGGAGGCGGCGAAGUGUGCGCGGGCUGCUCGUCCCCGAUCGCCGACCGCUUCCUGCUGCGUGUCAACGAGCGCUCGUGGCACGAGUCGUGCGUCAAGUGCACGGUGUGCAUGAGCGCGCUCACGGGGACGUGCUACUGCCGGGACCGACUGCUCUACUGCAAGCCGGACUAUGAAAAGCUUUUUGUGAGGAAGUGCAGCGCCUGCCUGCAGGUGAUCGGGCGCUCCGAGCUGAUCAUGCGUGUGCUGGGUCAGGUGUACCACCUGGGCUGCUUCAGCUGCUGCGAGUGCGAACGCCGACUGCAGCGGGGCGACGAGUUUGUGCUGAAGGAAGGCCAGCUGCUGUGCCGCAUGGACUACGAAAAGGAGAGGGAGAUGCUUGCCGCCAUCAGUCCCACGCCCACGGAAUCGGUGAAAAGCGAAGACGAGGAUGGCGGCGGGGUCUCAGGCGGGUGCAAAGGUGGCGACGAGAGCAAGGAGCACAAGCGCUCCAAGCGGCCGCGCACCAUCUUAACCACGCAGCAACGCCGCGCCUUCAAAGCGUCCUUUGAGGUGUCAGCCAAGCCUUGCCGCAAGGUGAGAGAGACGCUGGCUGCUGAGACAGGACUUACAGUGCGGGUUGUGCAAGUGUGGUUUCAAAACCAGAGGGCCAAGAUGAAGAAGAUUGCCCGGAGACAACAGCAACAGCAACAACAGCAGCAGGAACAGGAGCAGAUAGGAGGGGCUAGGAGGGGCGCGAGUCGAGGGGGACGCCAAAGCAACGAUGACAGUGAGGACGGCUCAAGCGGUCACGGCAUGGACGGCAUGCUGGGAUACCCUUCUCUGCCUCGGCAGCAGCUGCUCACCCUGGACCCCAACAUCUACGGUGGGGAACCCUUCCGACACGGGCUGACUCCGCCUCAGCUCCCCAGCGAGCAGCUUCACCCGUACGAAUCCGAGACGGUGUUUCACGACCUGGACAGCGACGGCAGUCUGAGUCACCUCGGCGACUGCCUGCUCGCAGCCGGCGAAGGCGGCCUUCUGGCUGCGAGAGUGGGGAACCCCAUCGACCGUCUCUACUCCAUGCAAAACUCCUACUUUACCUCGUGACCCUUAGAAACCGCCCCCCCCCCCCCCCCCCCAAACUCCCCGCUUCCUCUUCCAACGCUCACCUCAAGAGACGCAGCUAAAACGAAGGGGAGAAAAAUAACACAACCAAACAAAGGUCGAUCCACUUGAUGGCCAAUUAUUUCCCCUCGUCCCUUCUCUGUCCAUGAUGAGAAUCACUUUUGAAACACUGGAAAUGUGAAAGAUGUGCGGAAGCACCUCUUUUGUGGUAUUUAUGUUAUGUUGAAUGAAACACAGCACUUUUAAACAAAAGACAUACAAAACACAACUUGCUAACCGCACUGUGUAUCGUGGAUAUAAAGGUCGACAAAAAAAAUGAGCCACACCGUAGUCGUAACGAGGGUGUGCACACUUGUGCAACCACGUUAUAUUGUAUCUUGUUUAUUUUUAUUUCUGUGGUCAAAAUGUUUUUUUUUAAUUGAGUUGUGCACAUUGGAUGCCAAAUUAAUGCUGGAAAAGGUUUUGAAAUUAUUCAUCCUGGUCGUUUUUCUUUUUGGUGGGGGCUCACAAAAACCUGGCAUUUGAACUGGGGUGUGUAGAUUUUUUUUUUAUCCAUGGUACACCACAUAUGACAUGGUAUACUACAUUUAAAAACUCACCUGGAAAAUAUUGUGAUUCGUAUUGCAACGACAAAUUACUGUAAAAGAAUUCGAGGGACAGUUUUGCGCUCAGGUUAGCGUGUGUAUGCUUCACCUGAGACGAAACUCAGGAUAUUACGCUGGCUAGAUUUCAAAUGCAAUUAUUUAUAUCCGUGAAGCAGUGAUGUUUUGAAGCAACCCGAAAUAUGAAACAAGCAUUUCAAAAAUGACAGUGGAACCUCCAAAAGAGGCACAAUUUGAAAUUCAAAUACCCACCAAAAAUUGUGGACAAAUGUGGAGGAAGUUUGACAUGAUAUGACAAGCAUGUGGAGUGGCGCUUCAGGGUGUUUGGAGUGCCUCGUUGUCAGCUGUGAGUCUCCUCGCAUGUCUUGCCAAGAAGAUGAAACAGCUAGGAGGAGACUUUUUUUUGUGGGCUUUGUACUGGCGUGGCCACUUUAGAGCGCCUUGUUGUAGCGACGUGGGAAAGCACCGCGAUGAAUCGUGCGAUAUGUUUCAGCCAUCGGAGGGAAUUUUUACAGCUCCAACAUGUAGUUAUGUGUACAGCUGAUUCAUGAAGUAGCAAACCUUUUUACAGGACAAGUAGUGGUAUUUGAUUGCCAAACGAGCGGGGCGGGGUUUACGCGCAUUUCAGUGUACACACUCACAACGUCUGAGAGAUUUUUCACAAUUUUGAAGCCUCAUUUUAUAUACUUGGUGAUUGUUGUUUGUUUUUUUUUUCAACAUUCCAAUUUAGCUGGGUUGUUAACAACACUUAUCGGCGGUGUGUGCAAUUUACGAGACAUCCUGUAUUUCCACUUUAUGACAACAUCAAUACCCCAUUUCAUAAACUAAUUCAAAUAAGCCCUGGACUAAAAUCUGUUUUUACAGAUGUAAUGAUUCAUUUUAGCAGAAUCUAUAAAGUGCUACUUAGUUGGUGACAAUUUCACUGGUCUCCAUGCCCUGGUAGUCAGGGUGAGUAGUUUUACUUUAUUUUAGUUUUGUUUCAUUUUACUGUGAGGGGCAUGUCUCUGUGUCCUUAUUACAAUUUGGAAUUGUAAAAUUGUAUUUAGAAUCAGUUCAUUCCGUUUCUUUUAUUUUCAGUCGAGAAAUUUGUUCAGAAAAGCUGGUGUUCAACUUUGGAGGUUCCACUGUUUUGCUGUUUUUUUGCAUGAUUGGCUUAUUACAGAAAAAAAUAUAUUUUUUCUUUGCAUUGAGACACCGCAACAGGGUUGUUUUUAAUUAAGCCAUAAUCGGAGACAGGGUCGACAAGAGACAUUUAACAUUUUAUUUGAUAAUCUCAUCAUCAAGGAGUAAACAAACACUAACAAUGGCCAUCAACUGCCCCCCUGACACUGGCUACAAAACUAUGAUCUCCAAAAUGUAAAUGUGUGACUGUGUUGAUGUGUAUAUAUAUAUUUGUAGUAGUUUCUUUCCAUACAUAUUUAUUUCUCUCAUCAGAAAUUAGAUGGGUGGAUAUUUUGUACCUUCUUCUGUGAUCUACAAAACGCAGCAUGAUUAUUUGUCAGUGUAGGCCAUCACGUGUAGCCUUAGACAAACAGUAAGGCAGCACCGGGCUCAGAAAGCAGUGCUAUUUAAAAAGGGGAAAAAUAAUAAUAAUAAAAUGGAAAAAAUAACUAAAUAGGACUAGCGAUGCUUUUAGCUGCUACAGCUCCUAAAAGGUUCUUUCACAUCAAGUUUGACACAUGCGCAUUUCUACAGUGAUAUUUUGUGGGGGUAACUUAUUUGUGCCGUCUUAGCUGAGUUGCAAAUUUUUUGUUCAGUGGCUACCAAGGUGACGUGCUUUGAAUGUAUAAUGUUGCUGUAUAUUCAAUACAGUCUUUAAUUUCA
This is a messenger RNA of Hippocampus zosterae (dwarf seahorse), 4062 nucleotides long. RefSeq names its product LIM homeobox transcription factor 1, alpha-like (gene lmx1al). Gene Ontology annotation, biological process: regulation of transcription by RNA polymerase II; neuron differentiation. The record is from RefSeq and is a predicted model, not a curated record. The transcript is spliced from 9 exons. Lineage: Eukaryota; Metazoa; Chordata; Actinopteri; Syngnathiformes; Syngnathidae. The coding region runs from base 389 to 1618 and encodes 409 amino acids. Gene Ontology annotation, cellular component: nucleus. Gene Ontology annotation, molecular function: RNA polymerase II transcription regulatory region sequence-specific DNA binding; DNA-binding transcription factor activity, RNA polymerase II-specific.